Gambusia affinis (western mosquitofish) is the source of this 661-nucleotide messenger RNA. RefSeq lists its product as uncharacterized. The record is from RefSeq and is a predicted model, not a curated record. The coding region runs from base 38 to 646 and encodes 202 amino acids. Gene Ontology annotation, biological process: response to bacterium. NCBI's taxonomy places the organism in Eukaryota, Metazoa, Chordata, Actinopteri, Cyprinodontiformes, Poeciliidae. The transcript has 5 exons.
CUAGAACUGACCCACAGUUUAUUGCUCUGACUGAACCAUGUGGAGCACAAUGAUGGACAUCAACACGAUAUUGGUUUUCCUCUUCUCCUUCAGUUGGAUCACUAAGUCAGACUUUGACUUUCAGUCGGUUCUGGUUCAGCCUGGUGACGACGUCACUCUGCUCUGCCCCAACUUAACCAACGUUUUCAAACGCAUUUUCUGGUAUAAAGUGAUCCCUGGACCCAAUGUCAGCCGCAUCUCAUCGAUGCGUCAUGUUGGAUCUGAAGCUCGUCUAUAUGAUGGAUUUCAACGUGAGAAAUUCAACAUGACGUCAAACAGCACAAACAUCUUUCUGAACAUCAAACAAGUGAAUUUCUCAGAUUCUGGACUUUAUAUCUGUGGAAUCAUGUCACAAAGUUGUCAGAAAAUCUUCAGUGAAACAUAUUUACAAGUUAAAGAUGGACUGGAUGGAGUCAACCUGCCCACUGUCAUUCUGGGAGGUGUAGUUUUCUUCCUGGUCAUAAUCAUCCUAGGACUGGUUUUGAAAACCAAACCUUGUCACACAGGUCAAACCAACAGACAGAAUCAACAACACACUGAGAAUCUGGACUCUGAUUCUGUGAACUAUGCAGCACUGAAUUUCAGACCCAAAGCAAACAGGAAGUGAAGGCACAGAGAGAGA